GUCCACUGAAAGUACUUCCAUCCACCCCAACAAGCCUUUGACCCUAAGCAGAGACAUGACGAUCCAGAAGACGGGUGGCAGAGGCCGGGCAGCAGCUGAGCUACUUGAACAGAGAAGGAGCAGCCACCACUGUGAUGACAGGAAGCAGACGCUGUUAGCACUGCUCGUCCUGGUGCUGUACCUGGGCACAGGGAUAUCAGGAAGCAGUUGGGAAGUGUCAGGACGAACCAAGGACUGCAACCACUUUCAGACAACUGUGACAUCUCAGGACUUUGAAUAUCAGACCAAGGAACCUAUCGAAGAGCCAUUGAGGGCCCUCAGGAAGUGGCUGAAGACAAACUUGCACGGAUUUUUGGAGAAGCUAGAGAAAGAGGUCAGAGAGCUGGAGCAGCUGGUGCGGGACCUGGAAUUCUGGCUCGACGCGCUUCUGGGAGAGCCACACUCAGAGGAUCCCUGCUUUACCACAAAGGUCAUUUGUGAAGGGCAGGUGCAGGGACCCGGGGAGCAGAAGAGGAGGUGAUGAGGUCAGGCCCUGACACUUGCUGCUCCAGGCAGGCUGGAGAAAAAUAAAGUGACCGAAAGGUGA
Rattus rattus (black rat) is the source of this 586-nucleotide messenger RNA. It is a transcript of the gene Smim23, whose product is annotated as small integral membrane protein 23. The transcript has 4 exons. The record is from RefSeq and is a predicted model, not a curated record. Lineage: Eukaryota; Metazoa; Chordata; Mammalia; Rodentia; Muridae. Bases 56 to 520 code for a protein of 154 amino acids.